This is a messenger RNA of Bufo gargarizans (Asiatic toad), 2827 nucleotides long. It is a transcript of the gene SSBP3, whose product is annotated as single stranded DNA binding protein 3. Gene Ontology annotation, biological process: positive regulation of transcription by RNA polymerase II. The record is from RefSeq and is a predicted model, not a curated record. NCBI's taxonomy places the organism in Eukaryota, Metazoa, Chordata, Amphibia, Anura, Bufonidae. Gene Ontology annotation, molecular function: single-stranded DNA binding; protein binding. Gene Ontology annotation, cellular component: nucleus.
GGCUCCUCCUCCUCCAGGACACGUUCUCAUCACAUACACACAGUGCAUGCAGCAGACUGGGGGAGACCUGGGCCAGGCCCGGGACACACAGAGCGCGGACAGCGGGAGAUGGGGUCAGGCGUGAAGACGACGACUAGAGCCCGGGACUAAGCUGCGCACCUUCCCUGCAGCUGCUGCUUUACCGCCCGGACUCGCACUUGGUAGCAGACCGUGUAAGGCACCGGCCGCAGCCGCACGGACACAGCGCUCCUCCCCGCGCCGGGAGUCUUCGCCGGGUGUCGGUAGGCCGCCUCGGCUCCUGGCCGCUCGCUCGUCAUGUUCGCCAAGGGGAAAGGCUCAGCGGUGCCGUCAGACGGGCAGGCCCGGGAGAAGCUUGCUCUUUACGUGUAUGAAUAUCUACUUCAUGUUGGUGCCCAGAAAUCUGCACAGACGUUCCUGUCAGAGAUAAGGUGGGAGAAGAAUAUCACAUUAGGAGAACCUCCAGGAUUCUUACAUUCAUGGUGGUGUGUAUUCUGGGACCUGUACUGUGCAGCGCCCGAGCGCAGAGACACCUGUGAACAUUCAAGUGAAGCAAAAGCUUUCCACGACUAUAGUGCAGCUGCUGCCCCGAGUCCAGUGCUUGGUAACAUUCCUCCAAACGAUGGCAUGCCGGGAGGGCCGAUUCCCCCUGGAUUCUUCCAGCAGGGUCCACCGGGGUCACAGCCAUCUCCUCACGCACAGCCACCUCCUCACAACCCCAACAUGAUGGGUCCUCACAGUCAGCCUUUUAUGUCUCCUCGAUAUGGUGGUGGACCCAGGCCUCACAUAAGAAUGGGAAGCCAGCCACCGGGAGGAGUCCCGGGAUCACAGCCUUUGUUAACAAACUCCAUGGAUCCAACCCGACAAGGACACCCUGGCAUGGGAGGCCCCAUGCAGAGGAUGAAUCCUCCUAGACCAAUGGGCCCCAUGGGUCCGGGACCUCAGAAUUAUGGAAGCGGGAUGAGACCACCACCCAAUUCUUUAGGGCCUGGCAUGAACAUGGGUCCGGGUGCAGGCAGGCCGUGGCCAAAUCCAAACAGUGCAAAUUCGAUUCCAUACUCGUCGUCAUCGCCUGGCACAUAUGUGGGUCCACCAGGUGGCGGAGGACCUCCAGGAACACCCAUCAUGCCCAGUCCUGCAGAAUCGACCAAUUCAAGUGACAACAUUUACACAAUGAUAAAUCCUGGUCCACCGACAGGGAACCGCUCAAAUUUCCCAAUGGGACCCGGCUCCGAUGGCCCCAUGGGAGGAAUGGGUGGCAUGGAACCUCAUCAUAUGAACGGGUCAUUAGGGUCUGGAGACAUGGAUGGACUCCCUAAGAAUUCCCCAAAUAACAUAAGUGGCAUUAGUAACCCUCCUGGGACACCGCGAGAUGACGGAGAGUUAGGAGGAAACUUUCUUCAUUCCUUCCAAAAUGAUAAUUACUCUCCCAGCAUGACUAUGAGUGUGUGACAACGGGGACAAUACUCAACUCGGCUGCUGCUCGGAAGGUCACGGUGAUUGGAGAAGAGAAUUGUCUGGCGUUGCAGAAAUGAAUAGAACAGCUCCCUCAGUUUGGUUUCAUGCAAUAAAAAGCCCAAACUUUUUAUUCCAUCAAACACAGUAAAAAAAAAAAAAAAGACACAAACUGUCAAGACAAGAAAAUCCUGCUCAGAGGAUAUAUACCUGUACAGAGAACUUUUUUUUUUUUGUUUAAAUUUUUAUUUUAUUUUUUUUCUCAAGAGGAGACUUCUAGUUAUAAACCUGAUUCGCUGUGUCUAAUUUUUUUUAUUUUUUUUUGCCCCAAAUAUUCUAUGUCUGUGACGUGAUAUUCAAGGAGAAUAGCUGAAAUAGGAAACUUCAUGUGUCUUUUAGUUUUUAGCUUUUUAUUUUUUUGAAAUGAACUGAGAUUCUCAGAUGCCCACGUCCCUCCAAAGAGUUUUUCUGUCUCAUGCAGUCUAAAAACCACCUCUGGAAUUAUUAUUUUUAUAUAUAUAUAUUUUUGGGUUUUGUUUUAUUUUCCCACUGUGCAGAAACUCUGGUUGGACCUGCACCCUUUACCUCGUACAGUACAACACUUGAUAUUUGUUUAAACACCUAAGACUCUCUAUAUAUAUUUUUCUUUUUUUCUUUUACCUCUACAAGAGCGAUAAUUAACUAGAAUCGAGAAGAAGCCCCCGCUGCAGAAAGGGAUGUUUUAUAGGAUCAUGGCGCCUACGAUGUACAGGUUUUGUGGCAAGGUUUCUUAUGGACUGUCUUCAGGCUGCAGACUUCAAUGAGAUUAAUGCAUAAGGUGGCACUGGUUGGAAGGACCCGGGCAGCAGAAAGAAAUGCCCCCUGCCAGGCUGCCAUCUUGUUCUUUGCAUAACCACUGCCUGGUCUGGUUUUCCAUCAUAUCGUCAUCGACCCAGAACAAGUUCCGCUGAUAUACAACACUGUAAUUUUAUUUUAAUUUUUUUUAAAAAUUUUUCCUUCAGUCUGAAAUAAGAAACUUUUAAGGACAGCUACUCCCGUUUUUUUUUUUUUUUUUUUGCUUGUUUGUGUAUUAUAAAAGGGACAGUCCAUGUAAGCUGUCGGCUGAGUUUCUGAUCAAAUUCUCACGUGUUCCAGGGUUUUUGUAAUUUUAUUUUUUCCCCCGCUCAUUUUAUUUGUCAGGAGUAACUGAAGGAGGGAACACUAGCAGCUCCUCUCAGGACAUUGUUACAAGAAAAUUCCUUGUGUAUUCAAAAAGGGAUAGUUAAAUUAUUGUCUCUUGAUAUGGGACAGCUUGGAAUGAUAUGGUAAAUUUUUCCGCCUCCAUGCUGUAAUAAAUUUAAUAAAUUCAAACGGU